UCGAUUUAGUUCCAUCUCUUAAAGUCGCGAUUUUUGUUGUAAAAAGUGUUUUGUUCAAUUUGCUUGCAUAAAACUGCAGGUUCCAAGUGAAUAAUCAAUUGUUGCGGUAUUAAAAUGCCAGAUAACUAGUGAGCAGUGGUCCCCUUUGCAAGUCCAGGGCAAGCUGAUGCGAAAACAACGCGAACGGCGAAAACAAACUAAUGACGUCGCGAAUGUGAAAAAGCAAAGAGCACAAAGCAGAAGGAGAAAAGUAGGGGCCAUACACCCGUAUUGAAUAGUAUCGUACUGUGUCAGCAUAAUCAGUAUUAGCAGCAGAUUGAACACAAGUCAAACGUACAUCCCCCACUGACCGAAACAUGUGCUAGACCCUCUCGAAAUGGGAUCGCGUAUCAAAGACGAUGUAAAGAAGCUCUUCGAGUUCUGGUGCGAGGUCUCGCCAACGCCGGGUUUGGAGAGGGGCACGAGUCCCAGGAGCGGUGGACCCGCCACGCCAGCUGGCGUCAUCGUGGAGAGCUUUCCCGAUGGUUUCCGCGACCAGGAGGUGCUUACCGGCAUCCCGUCGUUUGCCUUUCCCUGCGAUCCAACAAGUACCUCCGUGCAAACGUAUUCCUUUGUGCAUACCACCGGCGACUCGAAAUGGCGCUUCGGCUUUUGUCGGCAGGAUCCCAAGACAAAUACGGCCAUGGUGCUGAUCACCUACUUGCCGUGGCACGACACCUUCCUCAAACUGCUGCCCAUUCUUGCGGAGCUGAAGCGAACGGAUGCCAAUGGGUUCCGUGUUUUCCUGUCCGAGGCGUACAACCAGGGAAUUCCCGAUUGCGGAGGCAACUUGAAGGUUUACUACAACGCUGGACAGAGUCAAUUUAUCUUUGAGCGUCCACUACAAUUCCAGUUGCCCAGCAUGCCAGAAAACCACAACUUAAACUUGUACUACAACUUUGUGGAGCCCAAGGAGAUGAUUGCCGUAUUUGCCGCAAUGCUAGCGGAGCGUCGAAUUAUCUUUACCUCGCGGCACUUGGACAGGCUAUCCUCUUGCAUUCAGGCGGCGAACGCAUUCCUAUAUCCCAUGGUCUGGCAGCACAUCUUUAUACCGGUGCUGCCUUGGGAGUUCAAAGACUAUUUGGGGGCGCCCAUGCCAUAUUUGAUUGGUGUGCCAGAACCAGUGCUCGAAACUGUGACCAGCGAUGAGCUGGGUGAAGUUGUGAUCUUGAACUGUGAUACGAAAAUAUUCGAAAGCCCCUUCGACGAUGUGCACAAUCUGCCGACGGAGAUUGUCUCACAGCUGAAGAAGCAGCUGAAUCACACGCAUGACCACAUCGGCGACCGGAUCUCGAAGAUCUUCCUAAACGCACUGGUGCAGCUAAUUGGUGGCUAUCGGGACGCGGUCGAGUACCACGAGACCAGUAAGACCUUCAACUCGCAAAAAUUCAUCGAAUCUCGACCGACACACCUGCGUCCGUUCCUUGCCAAAAUGAUGGAUCUGCAAAUCUUUGCGCAGUUCAUCGACGAUCGCCUAAAGAUGCUCAACAGCGGACUCGGCUUCUCCGACGAGUUCGAACUCGAGACUGUGCGCUAUGCGGAAAAGAAAAAGCGUGGUCGCAACUACACCAUCAUGAAGAACCUGAAGGACAAGACUAAUCCGGCUGUAAAGUCUGCCGUCAAAUCGGUGAAGGAGGGCUCGCGGGGCAUGAAAACCGCCUACAAGGGAUUCAAGACAAAGCUGCGCGAGAACGGCAACCAGUUCGGCGGCACGCACUUCCACUUCGGACUAGGAUCGCCGAACCAUUCGGAUCGCCCGGACGGCGCUAGCGGAGGAUACGUGCGUGGCGGCAAGGCCAUUGGUGCGGCCCACCACUCGGCACCGAGUUCACCCGUGACCAGCAAGCGGCUCGAUGGGAUCGCCUCCGUUACGGGUAGCAGCGUCAGCAGCAGCGCAUCUGGCGCCAGAGAGUCGCGCGAGUUCCAGCGACGCGGCCCCAUCCCGCUGGCCAUGUCUAGCUCGAGCAGCCACAUUCAGCCGAACGGUCAUGCGUACGGCUCGGCUGCUGGUGCUCAUUACGGUCAUCACCUCUCUGCGUCUCCUGCUGUUAGCUCGGCGAGCUCGCUCUGCUCAUCUUCGGAGAUGAACCUGUCGCAGGAGCUGCAGAACCAUCCGCUCUUCAAGACGCCAGCCGUGGACCGCAGUCUUAAGCCGAACGCAGAGCACAGGCGAGGAGGAGCACCGCCAGCCCGCCCACCGCCGCCGCAGUCCACGCCCGCCUCCUACUACAACCACCCGUAUGCGGCCCAUCCGCACGUUGAGGCGAAGCCGCCGCGGCACACCUCCACGCCCACCAGACCGCGCCAGGCCCUGCCCACCGCCGAUACCAACAGCUUUGACAGUCCGCCGGACGUGCAAUCGCCACCGAUUCCGCCAAGAAGGCAGGGCAGCUCCAAUGCCCUGGUGGCGGCCACCGCCGCAGCCGUUCGAGCUGAGAUCAGCAAGCUGGAGCGCAACUGCUGGCGGGACGAGCCCACCGGAAACGAUUCAGUACGCAACUCGAACGCAUCCUCGUCGUCGGCCACCUCAUCAUGCUCCUCGGCCGCCUCCUUUGUGACGGCGGCAUCGACGUUUUCGCACCUAAAUGUCUCCGAUCCGCCUGUUCCUACGCCAAGGGCCAAGAGAGAGCAGCACCAGCCGCUGGAGGACAGCAUGAACGAUCUGAUAUCGCUGGACGAUAGCAACAACACCAGCUUCGACCUGGAGGACUUCGAUCCGCUGAAUCAGAACGCUCGUCCGCUGCCGCCGCUGAGCAAGGCGUUCGGCAAGAAGUCGAGCACACUGCCCGCUGGCGUGAACAGCAGUGUGGUGGCCAGCAGCGUCAGCAAUCCUCUGUACCCGUACUUCGCGCCUAAACACAUGGCCACAGUUGCAGCGGUGACGGGGAGAACACCUCCAAUGCAUCCUCCUCUACCGAAUCAGCGCAGCACUAUUGCCGCCAAGCCGGACGACGAUUUCGAGCUGCUCCGCAAGUAUGGAUUGGAUCAGUUUACGUUGAACGCCAACGCGACGGACAACGCACCGCAGCUCACCACCGGAAAGGGCAUGAACAACUGGACAACGUUCGAUUAGAGGGUCUGUACUGGACACAAAACGCUUCAAAUAUGAUACCAAAAUAAGUGUGAUUGAUACAUUGUGUUGUAAAUAGCUAGGAGACAUAGGCAGAAUCUAGGAGAGGAAACCGAUGACAGUAAAGUAACCCCUAAAUACCCAAUAUUGUAUGUUUACCGUAGUCAGCAAGUUAUGUUCAGUGGGCCAUUCAGCAAAUGGAUCAAACUAAAACGCCCGUUUGUGUAAAUAACUGUUAGAUGGCAAGUUUUGGACAUUUGUAUGAAUCGGAACUCUCGCUAACUACAUUCACAUACAUUUGUACACUGGACUUCCAAAUCAAAAGACACCAGAAUCUAGAAUAGCAUGAAUUUAAGCCAAUUAGCCUAACAAAUUAUCAAUAAAACGCAAAUAAACUCGA
Molecule: messenger RNA, 3509 nt
Organism: Drosophila ficusphila
Lineage: Eukaryota; Metazoa; Arthropoda; Insecta; Diptera; Drosophilidae
Product: DENN domain-containing protein 1A
Exons: 10
Coding region: 377-3112 (911 amino acids)
Biological process (GO): endocytic recycling; endocytosis
Cellular component (GO): intracellular membrane-bounded organelle; cytosol
Molecular function (GO): guanyl-nucleotide exchange factor activity; phosphatidylinositol phosphate binding
Source: RefSeq, a predicted model, not a curated record